GAUCGGACCCUACAUGCGGGAGAGGGUUGAGCGGAAUGAGGCAUCCAAUUUUUUGACUUGCAACGACUGUGCUGGAAUCUGGGGACGGUGCUCAAUAUGUGGGCGACCCGGUUUACUGCAGCUUACGGCUGUGUGGGGAGAAGGACUGCAAUAAUCUUCCGGGACCUGACAGAUGGCAGCGUCACCAGGGGCGUACGAAUUGGCUGCAGGAGCUUGUCUUCAGCUCCCAGUUCAGCAGCCACCACCGAAUCAUCUGCGGAUAAGAAGUCGGUCCAGAUCAACGGCAAAAACUAUCAGACAGAUUCAUGGUUCAACACGCCCUCGCAUAUACUCGCCAAUGUCCCGCGCCGUCUCCAUCUCCAAAAAGACCACCCCGUGUACAUCACCCGCCAGAUCAUCGAAUCGGUCUUCCCAGCUCCCACCUACAAAUACCACAACACUUUCGAUCCUGUCGUUACGGCAUACCAAAACUUCGACUCACUCGGCUUUCCAGAGGACCACCCCGGACGCGCAAAGUCGGACACCUAUUAUAUUAAUGAAGGGACGCUGUUGCGCACGCACACAUCCGCGCAUCAGGCGGAAACCUUCCGCGCCAACCUGUCCCCCGGCUACCUUAUCAGCGCCGAUGUCUACCGUCGUGAUGAGGUCGAUCGUAGCCAUUAUCCUAUAUUUCAUCAAAUGGAAGGAGCACGCAGCUGGGAUCGCGCUAGUGUGCCCAAUGAAGACAUUGCCGUUGCCGUCUGGUCGGACGUAGAACAAUUGCCGACCCACGAUAUGAAGGUUGAUGACCCCAAUCCGCCUUUCCAUGCUGACCGAAACCCCCUGCAGACGGAUCAUCAUUCGGCUGCUGAGGCAGAGGCCAUUGGCGCACAUUUAAAGCGAAGCUUAGAACUCAUGGUGGUCGAGAUCUUCACCCGCGCAAAGGCUGCUGCCAAGAGAGCCGAUCCUGACUUCGUGGACGACCCGCUACAGGUACGAUGGGUGGAGGCUUACUUUCCCUUUACAAGUCCGUCCUGGGAGCUCGAGGUCUACUACGGUGGGAAUUGGCUAGAGGUGCUGGGCUGUGGAGUGGUCAAGCAGGAUCUCUACAUCAACGCCGGUGUUCCAAACCAGCUUGGUUGGGCUUUUGGCAUAGGACUGGAGCGUAUUGCCAUGCUGCUCUUCCAGAUUACGGAUAUUCGCCUCUUCUGGUCCCAGGACAAGCGCUUCCUGCGUCAGUUCCACGGAGUCUCUGACAACUUGGACUCACUGAAGCGGUUCGUCCCGUUUUCCAAGUACCCGGGAUGCGCCAAAGAUGUCUCUUUCUGGCUCAAGUGCACCUCGGCCGCUGGAGGUAAUGUGAAACCCAAUGCGCAUAACUUCCACGAGAACGACUUCAUGGAAAUUGUACGUAACCUGGCCGGGGACGUGGUUGAGGACGUGAAGCUUGUGGAUGACUUCACACAUCCCAAGACGGGCCGCAAGAGUUUGUGCUACCGCGUCAACUACCGCAGCCUGGAACGGACAUUGACAAAUUUCGAAGUGAAUGAUCUCCACGAGAAGGUGAGGAACACCAUGGUGGAGCAGCUUGGCGUCGAGCUCCGCUGAUGAGGUCGUGGCUUUGCAUUCGAGCACAUGACAUGAUUACUUGUUGACCGCAGUGGUGCGGGAGAAUGGAAGCCACAUCAAACUAAAUGAAAAAGAGAUUUUAGACUGCACGAUACUUGCUUAGGUUU
This is a messenger RNA of Pseudomassariella vexata, 1715 nucleotides long. Its product is annotated as phenylalanyl-tRNA synthetase. Gene Ontology annotation, biological process: phenylalanyl-tRNA aminoacylation. Gene Ontology annotation, cellular component: cytoplasm; mitochondrion. The transcript has 2 exons. Gene Ontology annotation, molecular function: phenylalanine-tRNA ligase activity; ATP binding; tRNA binding. The record is from RefSeq and is a predicted model, not a curated record. NCBI's taxonomy places the organism in Eukaryota, Fungi, Ascomycota, Sordariomycetes, Amphisphaeriales, Pseudomassariaceae. Bases 97 to 1587 code for a protein of 496 amino acids.